This is a messenger RNA of Xiphophorus couchianus (Monterrey platyfish), 1260 nucleotides long. Its product is annotated as inactive phospholipid phosphatase 7-like. The record is from RefSeq and is a predicted model, not a curated record. NCBI's taxonomy places the organism in Eukaryota, Metazoa, Chordata, Actinopteri, Cyprinodontiformes, Poeciliidae. The coding region runs from base 135 to 1016 and encodes 293 amino acids. Gene Ontology annotation, cellular component: nuclear envelope. The transcript has 4 exons. Gene Ontology annotation, molecular function: sphingosine-1-phosphate phosphatase activity.
ACACACACACACACACACACACUGAGCAGCUGACAGCAGUAGAAAGAGGCCAGCAAAUGUAUUUAUAGCAGAGCUUCUCUGAGUCGGACCGGUUCUGUCCCGGUUCUGUCCCGGUCCUCCAUUGCAGCGUCGCCAUGCCUGGCAGCCAGACCCGGAGCCGGCCCAGGGACCGGAAUAACAUCCUGAACCGUCCCGAGUUCAUGUCCCUGAACCAGCCGGUCCGCAGAGAAACCUCCGGGGAGGGGCGGUCCAGGAGAACCGCCACGAGACGGCCGAGUCAGCAGGACGACGCCACGGCGAGGGGGUCCAGGGACUCCUCCGAUGGGGCCCCAUCAGGAGACGGGGUUCCGAAGGACGGGUCCCGCUGGCCCGAGCAGGACUGCAUGCAGCUGAACCCGUCCUUCCGCGGCAUCGCCAUCAACUCGCUGCUCGCCAUCGACAUCAACCUGUCCAGGCGUCUGGGUAUGUGCAUGGUGGGGCCCCGCGGCCCCGGGGCCCCACUGCGCCCCAUGGUGGCCCUGCUGGCCUUCUCUGGACACGCGCUGCCCUGGCUCUGCGGGACGCUGCUCUGCCUGUGGCGCAGCGACUCGCUGGCGGGACAGGAAGUCCUGGUCAACCUGCUGCUGGCCCUGCUGCUGGACCUGAUGACCGUCGCGGGCGUCCAGAAGCUGGUGCGGCGCCACAGCCCGUGGAACGCCCCCCCAGGGUUCCUGGACCGCGUCGCCCUGGACUCGUACUCGUUCCCCGCCGCCCACGCCAGCCGGGCCGUCGUGGUUUCCCGCUUCCUGCUGAACCACCUGGUGCUGGCGGUGCCCCUCCGGAUCCUGCUGUACCUGUGGGCCUUCCUGGUGGGCGUGUCCCGGGUCCUGCUGGGGAAGCAUCACCUGUCGGACGUCGGCUGCGGCCUCGCGCUCGGGUUCCUGCUCUUCAGCCUGGUGGAGUCCGUCUGGCUGGACUCGGCCGCCUGCCAGGCGCUGCUGGCCGUCGGCUCUCUGCACUGGGCGCCACUGGUGUAGAGGGCGCCAGACUGGAACCGGAGCCUGACCGGACCGGAACCAGAAUCAGGAGAUCACCUGGUUAGACAACUGUUUAACCCGCUGCUGGUGCGUUGACAACAACGAUGUAAUGAUGACAAAACCUUCAUCCAGACAUUUUGUGUUUUAAAAUCGUCCGUCUGCAUUCAGCUGUUCUCGGGUCGGCGGCAUUUUUCCUCCUUUACAUUUUUCCAGAAAUGGAAUAAAGUCCAUUCCUCCAUCUAAA